Molecule: messenger RNA, 1290 nt
Organism: Pseudomyrmex gracilis
Lineage: Eukaryota; Metazoa; Arthropoda; Insecta; Hymenoptera; Formicidae
Product: odorant receptor 67a-like
Exons: 8
Coding region: 1-1206 (401 amino acids)
Biological process (GO): detection of chemical stimulus involved in sensory perception of smell; sensory perception of smell
Cellular component (GO): plasma membrane
Molecular function (GO): olfactory receptor activity; odorant binding
Source: RefSeq, a predicted model, not a curated record
AUGUUGGAAAAUUUUCUGCGGGAGUACAAUCUCAAUCGGAUAUUUUUGUCGAACAUAGGUUUUUGGCCGUUUCAAAACAAACGUGUGAGAAUUUUGUUGCAAACUCUCUGCUUCCUGCUCGAAAUGAGUUACUGUCCGUUCGAGAUAUUGUUGUUGUGCGAUCACUGGGACGACGGACAAAUGAUAUUCGAGGGUUGCUAUCAAAUCGUCCUGUCCGCCUCUUUUCUCGUUAGGCUGAUAAACGAAGUUUGGAAUCGCAACGAGGCGUGCGAUGAUCAGAUGAUACACUUGUAUCAAACCAUCGACGAUCACUGGAACAUAUUUACAAACGACAUAGAGGUUCGAGUGCUGAAAGACUAUUCCAUCCUGUCUAAAAAGUUUACAAGAUACUACUCGCUGCUGAUGUACUGUUUGAUGUCGGGAUUUAUCGUGAUACCGCUCACGCCUGUGUUCCUGGACGUUGUUCUACCUCUUUACAACGCGACGCGUCCCCGAUUUCUCGCUUUCGAAGUCGAAUUUAGAAUCGACACCGACGAGUAUUUUUUAUUCUGUUUCGGUUACACCACCGCGAUCGCUAUUGUGGGUAUAAGCAUCAUGGUGAGCGUCGACGCGAUGCGAAUCGCCUGUACCGCACACGCGUGCAGCCUGUUCAUGGCCGUCAGUCAACGAUUAGAGAGUAUAAUCGUGGAAGCGAACGGCGACGAGAAGAAACUCGAUGGCUACGAACAUCGCAAGUUAACGAGCAAGGAAUCCGAACUUAGAGAGGAGACAAUGUAUCGGGAUUACAUCGGAUGUUUGAAGAAACAUCAGCUCGCCAUAGAGUUUGUUAAUAUAAUGGAAUCGUCUUACAAAGGACUGUCUCUGUCCCUGUUGUUGCUGAGCAUCGCAACUUUGAGUCUCAUUGGGAUUCGAAUUAUCUACGUGUUGGAUCAACUGGGAGAAGCGAUAAGAUUCGCUUUUAUAAUCGUCGGAGCGCUGAUGACCGUCUUGAUUCCUUGUUACUCCGGUCAAAAAUUAAUUGACGAAAGUCAGAACGUAUUUUACCGAGCAUACGCGGUCGACUGGUACAAUUUCUCGCCUAGACUAAAAUCUCUGUUGAUGAUAACACUUUCUAGAAGCAACAUACCUUGCGAUCUAAAGGCCGGUAACAUGAUUUCGUUAUCAAUAGCGACUUACGCGGCGGUGAGUGUGUGUGUGUGUGUGUGAGAAAACAAUUGUACAAUUUAUUUGCGUUUAAUUCCGUAAUUUUCAUCAAAUAACUAAUGUUUGCAUUUUGAUUCAAGGUGUUAC